GUGGGGCUUGUUUAACCUUUGCCUUGUGGGCAAGCAGGAAGGAGAGACGAUGCUGAGAGAUGUGUGUGUGUUCUGAGCUGCUGUCUGGUGGCCGCGUUCAAGAAAUAAAGUUGGCAGAAGCAACAGGAGAAGUUUCCUUCUUUGCUUCGGAGCUGAAUAACACUGACAAGUUAACAGACUAGUAGCGAACGGAAAAGAAGACGGCUUUUUUGUGUCGAAUACAGAAGAUGAGGACUUUGAUGGAUUUGUGGAUGAGGAUUGAUGAAAAAUAACGGAGACCUGCUAAUGAAAUGGAUGAAAGCCAUCCAGACUGGGCACCCUCAUUACAUCUCGGACACACGGAGGUGAAAGCUGCAGAUAACGAGAGACUACAGAUAACAUUGCACGAGGAGGAACUUUCUCCAACAAGACAGGAGAACGAGCGACUACGACAACAACUGGAAGAUGUUUGCAAGAGUCACUACACAUUACUACACAUUGAAGACACCCAGCAGCUGAUUGGUCGUCAAGAAGACUGUCCCCUUCAGCCACAGGGGGAGCAAAAGCCUAUUAAAGAGGAAGAGGAGGAGCCACAGCCUUCAUUUGUUAAAGAGGAUGAGGAUGAACUCGCGAUCAUUCAGGAGGGAGAGUGUCUUCUAGGACCAGAGGAGGCUGAUCUCUCCAUGUUGCAACUGACUGGUGUUUCUGUGAAGACCGAAGACCAUGAAGACAAACCACUUGAGUCCUCACAGCUUCAUCAUAGUCCAAGUGAGGAGAAGAGAGAACCUUCAAGCAGCAGCUCAACACAACACAUGACAACAGAAGCUGAUGGAGACCACUGUGGAGGAUCACAAGCAGACAACCUCUUAGCUCCACUGUCAGAUAGUGACGACACAACGUCUCACUCUCCUGAAGAUGAAGACAACCAAGAAUCUUUGAGCAGCGAUACAGACUGUGAAGGUGAUAUGAUGACUGACACUGACAACAAACACUCUGAAUGCUUUAAAAAGAAGACAGGUAAAACACGUUUUAACUGCUCAGUUUGUGAUAAAAGAUUUUCUUGUAAGAAUAAUUUGACGCGACACAUGAGAACACACACAGGUGAUAAACCUUUUACUUGCUCACACUGUUUUAGAAGUUUCAUUCAAAAGGUACAAAUGGUAUUGCAUAUGAGAACACACACAGGAGAUAAACCUUUUAGUUGCUCAGAAUGUGGUAAAAGUUUUGCACAAAGGGUACAUAUGAUAUCGCACAUUAGAAUACACAAAGGAGAAAAACCAUUUCCCUGCUCAGACUGUGGUAAAAGUUUCGCACAAAAGGGAGCUUUGACAUCACAUAUGAGAACACACAUCGUAGAAAAACCUUUUAAGUGCUUAGAUUGUGGUAAAAGUUUUGCACAAAAGGGAAAUUUAGAAUCGCAUAUGAGAAUACACACAGGAGAAAAACCUUUUACCUGCUCAGACUGUGGUAAAAGCUUCAAUCACAAAUUAAACAUGAUAAAACACAUGAGAACCCACACAGGAGAAAAACGUUUUAGUUGCUCAGAGUGUGGGAAACGUUUCACUCACAAAGUAGAUGUGAUGAAACACACGAGAACACACACAGGACAGACGUUUUAGUUGCUCAAAUUGUGGUGACACAUUUGAUCGGAAGUCCUCUUUGAAAAGCCUCAUGCAGAGUAACUGAUGGUCUAUUGUUGUUAAAGAUAUUUUAUUUGACUGUAUGCCGUAAUUGCUGAAUGCAGUAACUGCAGAAGUCACUUCCUGUUUGAUUACGUCCAGAUUCGGUUCAGAAAGUAGUGCUUUGAUUCUUUUUACUGACUUUUGAUUCACUCAUAUUUUUGAGUCACUCGUCAGAGAGCGCAUGGUUUGAUUUGAUUUUGCUCAAAUGAUUGUAUCUAAUGAAAGGAAAUAAUGAUAUUAUGUUAUUGUUACAUUGCCUUAUAUUGUAUUCUAUAGUCAGGGUUUCCGUGAAAUAAAAGCCGCCACACUUUGGAAAUUAAGUUUUUCUUCUUUUUUUAUUUUAUUUUGUUUUACGUGAAACCAAUUUUAAGUCAUACAUUGUAUGAUUUGAGAUAUAUGCGAUGUCAGGGGUGCCCAUUCCUCGAUCACUUUGUCAUGACAUCUACAACAACAGAGUGCUCCUAU
Dunckerocampus dactyliophorus (ringed pipefish) is the source of this 2126-nucleotide messenger RNA. RefSeq names its product zinc finger protein OZF-like. The record is from RefSeq and is a predicted model, not a curated record. NCBI's taxonomy places the organism in Eukaryota, Metazoa, Chordata, Actinopteri, Syngnathiformes, Syngnathidae. Gene Ontology annotation, molecular function: DNA-binding transcription factor activity, RNA polymerase II-specific; RNA polymerase II cis-regulatory region sequence-specific DNA binding. The transcript is spliced from 3 exons. Gene Ontology annotation, biological process: regulation of transcription by RNA polymerase II. Gene Ontology annotation, cellular component: nucleus. The coding region runs from base 291 to 1598 and encodes 435 amino acids.